GCCACACCCACUGGCGAGCCGUUUUAACUAUUGCUCUUCCUCUCCAGUAACCUCCCCGGAGUAGCUUGUGUCGUCGCAAUCCUCGCCACACCCACCCUGCACAAUAGCUCACAUAUAGUGGGUCGUUUGUCAUCAGCCAUGGCUUCAGCAGCAGGAAAGGCCAAAAUCCUGGUGGAGGUUACCUCGGACACCGUGUGCCCCUGGUGCUAUGUUGGCAAGCGGCGUCUGGAGCGAGCCAUGUCCCGCCUCGCCGACCGCGCCGAAUUCACCGUGCGUUGGCUGCCCUACCAGCUUAACCCCAACGCACCGCGCGAGGGGCUGGUCAAACUGGACUACUACAACCAAAAGUUCGGCGCCGCGCGCGUGGCUCAGAUGAUGCCCGCCAUGACAAAGACCUUUGCGGAGGAGGGGCUGGAGUACCGCAUGGGGGGCCUCACGGGCAACACACUGGACAGCCACAGGCUCAUCGCUUGGUCGGAGCAGUUCGGCCCAGACAAGCAGAAUGCGCUGGUAGAGGAGCUCUUCCGAGGAUACUUCUGCCAGGAGAAGUACAUUGGGGACCGGGAGUUCCUGCUGUCCGCCGUGGCAAAGGCGGGGCUGCCGGCGGAUGGCGCCGCGGCGGUGCUGGACGACCCACGGGUCUGCGCCGAGCAGGUGGAGCAGCACCUGCAGCACGGAGCAGCCGGCAUCAACGGCGUGCCGUUCUUCGUGAUCAAUAAGAGUGCCAAGUUAUCCGGGGCGCAGCCACCCGAAACAUUUGAGCAAGUGUUCCAACGGUUUCUCUGAAGUCCCGGUACUGCAGCAAUUGCAUCAUGGCUACUGCAGCAAUGGAGCAACAACAACAACGGCAGCAGCAGCGAGGGUGCAUGCCGCACAGUAGUGCUGUUGGUGGGAGGUGGUUGUUGGGAUUGUUUUGGGUGGUGUUGUGGCAAAGAGGCUUGUUGUGACGGGACACGACCACAGCUGGAUGUCCGGAUUAGUGUGGGACGUGGACUGGUUUUGACUCGAUAUGUGUUGUGAUACCCUGCAGACCGGCCCAGGACCGGGGUAUAUAAUUCCGCGUUGGGAUGUUGUGAUGUUGCCCAGAGGACCUUGCAGCCCAACGCCAGCAGAAAUGUAGAAUAGAAACAGCGUGCGGCUUUGGAGUGUAUAAAUGUGCCGGCUAAUGAAGGUGGAGUAGCAUAUGCCAUGUGCGGCAUGCAAGGUCGCUGCAUUGGGUUAACAGCGAGGGUUAACUACA
Messenger RNA from Astrephomene gubernaculifera, 1240 nucleotides. Lineage: Eukaryota; Viridiplantae; Chlorophyta; Chlorophyceae; Chlamydomonadales; Astrephomenaceae. The record is from the annotation of a GenBank genome assembly.